UGAACCAGAGGUGGACCUGUGGAGAGAAGAUCAGCAGCUGCGAGGGAGCCGCUGGCCUGCACGGCACACACAUCAAGAUGAGUUUAGAAAAUGAUGAUAAGAGAGCACGCACGCGAUCCAAGUCUAUCCGAGUGCCCACGGAGCUCAUCGGCCAGGAGGUGAGCUGUCCAACCCCAGGCUGUAACGGCUCAGGACAUAUCCGUGGGAAGUACGCGAGACACAGAAGUUUACAAAGCUGCCCUCUAGCCAAGAAGAGGAAACUUCAGGAUGCUGAGGCCGAACAUCUGGUGUCGAAGAGGAAAUCCCAUCCGCUCAAACUGGCCUUGGAUGAAGGCUACAACGUCGACAGCGACGGCAGUGAGGAGGCCGAGGCCAAGGAGGAGUCCGGCUCCGAUGAGUCAGAGGGGAUGCUGGAGGAGGACGAGGCGGAGGCGAUGGAGCAGGAGGAGACUCGCAGCCCUGAGGCAGCAGAAGGUAGAAGCCCAGCAAAAUCAACCCACUAUGGACAAAACACAGCAACAAGUACAUCUGGGCCCAGCAAGGCCAACUACAGCAGCUACCAAGAAAUAAUCGCCAACUCUCUCCUAAACUUAGGCCAAAUAGCAGAGGAAACCCUUGCCAUCGAAGGGCAGCUGCCCGAAGCGGAGCUGCAGGGCUCCAAGCCGGCGCCCAACGUUGUGCAUUUGGUCCAUGAGGAUGCGGGAGAGGAGUUGGUGGAGGAGGAGUGCGACAAGGAGAUCAUCAUCCAGACGGAGGAUGCAGAGGAGGUCAUCGAGGUCACCAGCGAGCGCAGCAGCGAGUUGUGUCCGGAGCCCCGGGACGACGCCAACGGAGACGAGUCCUGCAAACUGGAAAAGGCUGAAGCAGAAGAAGAGGAUGAGGAGGAUGAUGAUGAGGAGGAUGAUGAGGAGGAGGAAGAGGAGGAAGAGGAUGAGGAGGAGGAGGAGGAAGAGGAAGAAGAGGAGGAGGAAGAGGAGGAGGAGAUGGCUCCUGAAGUGAUCUGCGAGGAAGCUCCUCACACUUCUCAGGACCCCCAGAAAAGCCACUGUGAGGGGCAGUUCAGCCCCAAGCCCGAGUACUCGGUCAUCGUGGAGGUCCGGUCGGAUGACGACAAGGACGACGAUGCCCGCUCCCAGAAAUCAGCCGUGACUGAUGAGUCGGAGAUGUACGACAUGAUGACCAGGGGCAACCUGGGGCUGCUGGAACAAGCCAUUGCCCUGAAAGCCGAGCAGGUGAAAAUCGUGCGGGAGCCCAGCCGGCUGCCAGGAGAGCAUGUGAAGCACUUCCAGGUGGAGGACAAACAGAACAAACCACUGGACAGCAUCCGGAAGAGCUACUAUGGCAAAGAUCCCUCAAGACCCGAGAAGAGAGAAAUCAAAUGUCCAACUCCUGGCUGCGAUGGGACUGGACAUGUCACGGGACUUUACCCUCACCACCGCAGCCUCUCCGGUUGUCCGCACAAAGACAGGAUCCCCCCUGAGAUCCUGGCGAUGCACGAGAACGUGUUGAAAUGCCCCACGCCCGGGUGCACAGGACAGGGUCACGUCAACAGCAACCGCAACACGCACAGGAGUUUAUCUGGGUGCCCCAUUGCUGCUGCUGAAAAAUUAGCCAAAUCACAUGAAAAGCAACAAACCCAGUCUGGUGAUCCUGCGAAGACCAGCUCCAAUUCUGACCGGAUACUCAGGCCUAUGUGCUUUGUGAAGCAACUGGAGAUCCCUCAGUAUGGAAGCUACCGGCCCAACAUGGUCCCAGCAACCCCCCGGGCCAACUUGGCCAAGGAGCUGGAGAAGUACUCCAAGGUCACCUUCGAUUAUGCAAGUUUUGAUGCUCAGGUUUUUGGCAAACGCAUGCUUGCCCCAAAGAUUCAGACUAGCGAAACCUCACCUAAAGCCUUUAAAUGCUUCGACUACUCCCACGACGCUGAGGCUGCGCACAUGGCGGCCACCGCCAUCCUCAACCUCUCCACCCGCUGCUGGGAGAUGCCUGAGAAUCUCAGCACCAAGCAGCAAGAGGCCCCUGGCAAGUCCAUGGACAUUGAGGUGGAUGAAAAUGGGACUCUGGACUUGAGUAUGAACAAACACCGCAAACGGGAGAGCACCUUCCCCAGCAGCAGCAGCUGCAGCAGUAGUCCCAGCAUGAAGUCCCCAGAUGUGUCCCAGCGCCAAAACAGCACCAGUGCCACGAGCAGCACCAUGACCUCCCCCCAGUCCAGCCAGACCUCCCGCCAGGAUGAAUGGGAUGGGCCCAUCGACUACACUAAACCAAACCGCCAGCGGGAAGAGGAGCCAGAGGAGUCAGAGCCUGCUGCUCACUCUUUUGCCUCCUCGGAAGCUGAUGAGCAGGAAGUGUCAGAGGAGAACUUUGAAGAGAGAAAAUACCCAGGUGAAGUUACUUUAACCAACUUCAAGCUGAAAUUCCUCUCCAAGGACAUCAAGAAAGAGCUGCUCACUUGCCCAACCCCAGGCUGUGACGGCAGCGGACACAUAACGGGGAACUAUGCCUCUCACCGCAGCCUUUCUGGUUGUCCUCUUGCUGACAAGAGCCUCAGAAACCUCAUGGCUGCCCACUCUGCUGACCUCAAGUGCCCUACUCCUGGUUGUGAUGGCUCUGGUCACAUAACAGGAAAUUAUGCAUCGCAUAGAAGUCUGUCAGGCUGCCCUCGUGCCAAGAAAAGUGGGAUCAAGAUCACCCCGACAAAGGAUGACAAAGAAGACCCAGAGCUGAUGAAGUGUCCGGUCCCGGGCUGCGUUGGGCUGGGACACAUCAGCGGCAAGUACGCGUCUCACCGGAGCGCCUCGGGGUGUCCUCUGGCAGCCCGCAGGCAGAAGGAAGGAUCUCUCAACGGCUCCUCCUUCUCCUGGAAGUCCUUGAAGAAUGAAGGCCCAACCUGCCCCACCCCAGGCUGUGACGGUUCUGGCCAUGCCAACGGGAGCUUCCUCACUCACAGGAGUUUGUCAGGGUGUCCAAGAGCUACUUUUGCUGGCAAGAAAGGAAAACUCUCAGGGGAUGAAAUUCUCAACACAAAGUUCAAGACCAGCGACGUUCUGGAGAACGAUGAGGAGAUCAAGCAGCUGAACAAGGAGAUCAGUGAGCUGAACGAGUCCAACUCGGAGAUGGAAGCAGCCAUGGUGAAACUCCAGUCCCAGAUCUCCACCAUGGAGAAGAACCUGAAGAACAUUGAGGAGGAAAACAAAAUCAUAGAGGAGCAAAAUGAAGCCCUGUUCCUGGAGCUCUCAGGGUUGAGCCAGGCUCUCAUCCAAAGUCUUGCCAAUAUCCGCCUUCCACACAUGGAGCCAAUUAGUGAGCAGAACUUUGAUGCCUAUGUGAACACUCUGACAGACAUGUACACCAACCAGGAGUGCUACCAAAACCCGGAGAACAAGGACCUGCUGGAGAGCAUCAAGCAAGCCGUCAAGGGCAUCCAGGUGUAG
Messenger RNA from Pseudopodoces humilis (Tibetan ground-tit), 3434 nucleotides. Lineage: Eukaryota; Metazoa; Chordata; Aves; Passeriformes; Paridae. The record is from RefSeq and is a predicted model, not a curated record.